AAAAAAGAAAAAAAAAAGAAACAAGAAACGCGUUCUGUACUGCACUGAUGCAAAAACACUGUUUGGAACGAAACUAAUUCGCGAAAGCCGAAGAGAAAUAGUUAGUUCGUCAUUUACAAAGAAAACAACUUUUUAUUUUCCGUUUUCGAAUCCAAAAUCGUUAAUCAAAUUCAAAUUCUAAAAGAAGUCACAUCGUGAUUUCCGCCAUCGCCAUUGAUCCCAAACUCCAUGGCCGAGGAAUCGAGCUCCAUAGAAAUCAAGCUCAUCUCCGGGGAAGACCUCAGGGCCUUCAACUUCUUCCAGAAGCUCUCGAUCUUCGCGCUCGCCUCCAUCGCCAGGGACGAUCCUAGCAAGAAAAUGGAGAAGAAUCAGCAGCAGAGAACUCCCACGGACAGAGAGAACGACGGAUUCCCGGAAUGGAAUCACGAGAUGCGGUUCCUCCUCGAUUCUGAUUACGAUUCCGAUCUCGAUCACCUCUUCAUUCACCUGGAUCUUCGCCACGAGGGCGUCCUCUUCGGAAUCGGAGACAAGACGAUCGGAGAGGUCCGGAUUCCGCUGACGGAUCUCACCGACGAGGCGUCGGCCAAUGGAAUCGUGAGAUUCGUCCGGUACCAGGUGAGAUCCUCCGACGGGAAGCCAAAUGGCGUGUUGAAGCUGUCGUACAAGUUCAAUUCGAAGUCGGCGAAAACCCUAGAUUCGUGCAAAAUUAGGUAUCCGACGGUGGAGGAAGUCCCCAAUCUUGAUUUGGUAGAUCCGAGCCUCUCCUAUUCUCAGCGAUAUUACAAUUACUGUUCGCCGUUUCCGAUUCCGCAUCGACAAGGAAAUGACUGUUGGCCUGCUUCUCCUCCCCAAACGACGCCGUUUCCGCAGGCUCGUCUUCCUUAUCCAAAUCCAGGUUAUUACAAAGGAGCCGUGUGGAAUAGAGGAAAUGUGAUGGGAGAUUGGAAUGGGCGGUGAUUUUCUGGAAGAAUGGAAAAUAUUCUUGCUUCAAUAGAAGAAGAAGAAUCUGAAUCUUCUUGCUUCAAUAGUUUUGAGUUUAUUUCAGUGCAGUUUUGAGUGUGUGUAAAUUAUAUUUUACUACAAGUCAUUUGAAUAUCUAUACUUGUA
Molecule: messenger RNA, 1107 nt
Organism: Morus notabilis
Lineage: Eukaryota; Viridiplantae; Streptophyta; Magnoliopsida; Rosales; Moraceae
Exons: 1
Coding region: 229-957 (242 amino acids)
Biological process (GO): defense response
Source: RefSeq, a predicted model, not a curated record